Molecule: messenger RNA, 2040 nt
Organism: Didymodactylos carnosus
Lineage: Eukaryota; Metazoa; Rotifera; Eurotatoria; Philodinida; Philodinidae
Source: the annotation of a GenBank genome assembly
AUGCCCAAAGCUGUGAAAAAAAGUGCAAAAUCUACAGAUGAUGAAAAAGAAACUAAAGAUGCAAAGAAAAAAGAUGCAAAACAGAAAAAAGUCCUGGACGAUACAUCGGAAUUAAGUGAAAAUGCUUUAAAACAACCUCAACAACAACAAAUAGGCGGCAAUGAUGAAAAAGACGCAACUAGUCAAAAGGUUCUAUCAUCAACUGAACUGACACAAUUAGAUGUAGAUGGAAUAGAUAAAAAUUUGGGUGGAAAUGGAAGUGUGCCAGAUUACGAUAUCAAAUAUGAAGAACCAGUUCUUCCGAAUUUAAUUGUUUUGAACUACGAAGGUACACGUGAAAAAGGCUUGUUUGAAGGAUAUGGACGAGCGAGCUAUGUUGGAGGACACACUUAUGAAGGCAAUUGGGUUGAGGGAAUGAUGAAUGGACAAGGUCGGUAUGAAUGGAGCGACGGUGUUGUUUAUAUGGGUCAAAUAGUAAACAAUCAGAUAGAAGGUGUUGGAACUUAUCAUUGGCCAGACGGAAGUACAUACAGUGGUGAUGUCUAUCGUGGGAAACGUCAUGGACAUGGCUUAUUUACUCAUGGUCGUCUUCCAGUUGUCUACGAUGGCGAAUGGCACAUGGGAAACAUGCAUGGAAAAGGGACUCUACAAUUCGAUCGAGAAGGAACGUCCUAUUAUAUUGGAGAUUUUAUUCAAAAUGUGCCAUUUGGAAAAGGCAGAAGACAGUAUUCAACUGGUAAUCUUUACGAAGGUAUGUGGGUUGCAGGAAAACGACAUGGACACGGAAUAUUUUCAUGGGCUAAUGGGAAUGGAGAAUACAUUGGACAAUGGGAAAACGGUGUUCAAAGUGGUCAUGGUAUUCAUGUAUGGUACAUUGUUCGAGCUGAAGAAUCUCAGUAUGCUCUAAGAAAUUAUUAUGAUGGAAAUUUUGUUAACGGUAGACGCGAUGGUUAUGGUGUAUUUUAUUACUCAAGCGGUACUCGAUACAUGGGUGAAUGGAAAAAUGAUCAGAAACAUGGAAAAGGAAAAUUGGUUUUAAGAAAUGGUACCGAAGUAGAAGCCGAAUUUUCUUAUGAUCGUAUGCUAACAAAAUUAACGAGUGAUUUUUCGACAAUGUUAGACAUAGCCCUACCAGAAAUUAUAUCAAAAACACCUAUUCCAUCAGCUUCAAAUACGCUUGAUCCUACGAAUGUUCCAAGAAAUGAAAGUAGAAAUACAAUGGGUCCAAGUUUUAAAUUGAUGUUAGACGAUGCAUUCGGUAGAUUGUCAACGAUGGAUGGUGAUAAGAAAAAAAUUGCUGAUCAAAUUUUUAAAGUUCUUAUACGACAUAUUGAUCGAUUAAAACAAAUAUAUCGUUUUUACAGUCGAUUGGGAAGUGAUCCUCAAACGAAUAUUGAUAAUACAUUUUUAAUGACACGUUUACAAUUGUGGCGAUUUAUUCUGGAUUGCCAAUUACAUUCCUAUGGUGUCACAACAGUUGAAUACGAUUGUCUUAUUGGUGAAUGUUUGCCAGUUGAAGAUAUUCAUAAUCCAAAUCAAUCAAUAUUAGUUCGAGAAUUUUUAAAUUCUAUUGCUAUCAUUAGUUUUCAUCUACAUCGAAUGAAUAAAAUACAAAAUGAUCCGUCAGUUCUUGAACAACCCAUUAGUUUACAAAUAGCAGCUUCAAUGGAAAAUAUUAUCAAAAAUAAUAUAUUAACAUUCGCUGGCGCUGUUCAAGGACAAUUAUUUACCAAUUCAAAAAAAUUUAUUCAAGCCGCUCGAUACAAAGAUCAAUGUUUAAAAAUUUACAAUGGAUUUUGUACAAAAAAUCCAAAAGAACCUUAUGAUUAUCGAAUGACGAAACGUGACUUUUUAUUCAUGUUAAAACGUCUACAAUUAAUUGAUUCAGUGCAAUUAACAGCAGCUCAAGUUAUUAACAUUUUAGCUGAAGAUGAUGUCAACGUUCGUCAGCCAACAGCGGAAAAAGGAGAAGUCCGUCUUAAUAUUGGAAAAAUACGUUUUACUUCAGUGAAAAAAAAUUCAUUUCCAGACAAAAAUUGA